This is a messenger RNA of Oncorhynchus keta (chum salmon), 4366 nucleotides long. It is a transcript of the gene klhl18, whose product is annotated as kelch-like family member 18. The coding region runs from base 81 to 1811 and encodes 576 amino acids. The transcript is spliced from 10 exons. Lineage: Eukaryota; Metazoa; Chordata; Actinopteri; Salmoniformes; Salmonidae. The record is from RefSeq and is a predicted model, not a curated record. Gene Ontology annotation, molecular function: protein binding.
UUGGAGAAUAUUCCUACUACGGUGUCUCGAGUCGGUCAGUUCGCCAUUGUUAGGCGUUUUCAUUAUUUCCCUUUUCCUCAAUGACGAUGGGUGAUAUGAUAUAUGAAGAACUGGAGGAUUUGAUGCAUUUUUCAGUCCACGAUUUACCAGGUCGUGGAUAUGCUGUUAUGGAGGAGAUCAGAAGGCAAGGGAAACUCUGCGAUGUCACCCUGAAGGUUGGAGACCACAAGUUCAGCGCCCACAGGAUUGUUCUGGCUGCCUCCAUCCCUUACUUCCAUGCCAUGUUUACAAAUGACAUGGUAGAGUGCAAGCAAGAUGAGAUUGUAAUGCAAGGGAUGGACCCUAGUGCACUUGAAGCUUUGAUCAAUUUUGCGUAUAAUGGCCAUGUGGCCAUCGACCAGCAGAACGUCCAGUCCCUGCUGAUUGGAGCCAGCUUUUUGCAGCUGCAGAAUGUCAAGGAUGCCUGCUGCUCCUUCCUCCAGGAAAGACUUCACCCUAAGAACUGUCUGGGCGUGCGACAGUUUGCAGAGACCAUGAUGUGCACAACACUGUACGACGCGGCCAACAGUUUUGUCCACCAGCACUUUGUGGAGGUGUCCGUGUCUGAGGAGUUCCUCAGUCUCAGGCCAGAGGAAGUACUGGAGCUGGUGGGUUGUGACGAACUCAACAUCAAAGCGGAGGAGCAGGUGUUUGAAGCAGUUCUGGCGUGGGUGCGGCAUGAACGUGAGGAGCGGGAACCUCGGCUCCCUGAGUUACUCUCCAAGACCCGUCUGCCCCUUUGUCGACCCCAGUUCUUGGCAGACCGCGUUCAACAGGAUGAACUGGUGCGCUUUUGCCACAAAUGCAGGGAUCUUGUUGAUGAAGCGAAGGAUUUCCACCUCAUGCCAGAGCGCCGUCCUCACCUGCCCGCUUUUAAGACUCGACAAAGAUGCUGUACUUCAAUCGCAGGGCUAAUAUAUGCGGUCGGUGGACUAAAUAGUGCAGGUGACUCAUUGACUGUAGUUGAAGUAUUUGACCCAAUUGGAAAUUGCUGGGAACGCUGUCAGCCAAUGAGUACAGCUCGAAGUCGAGUGGGUGUGGCAGUUGUCAAUGGGUUACUUUACGCAAUCGGUGGAUAUGAUGGACAAUCACGGCUAAGCACAGUGGAGGUCUAUAACCCAGAAACGGAUACUUGGACAUGUAUUGCUAGCAUGAACAGUCAACGCAGUGCAAUGGGAACAGUGGUGGUUGACGGACAUAUCUAUGUGUGCGGGGGCUAUGAUGGCAAAUCCUCACUCAACUCAGUAGAGUGCUACUCUCCAGAAGCCAACAGGUGGACAGUAAUGACAGAGAUGAGUGCAAGUCGCAGUGCAGCAGGGGUGACUGUUUUUGAUGGAAGGAUUUUUGUAUCUGGUGGCCAUGACGGUUUACAGAUCUUCAAUACGGUGGAGUACUACAACCAGCACACAGCUCUUUGGCACCCCGUUGCUGGCAUGAUGAACAAGCGCUGUCGCCACGGCGCUGCAGCCCUUGGCAGCCAGCUCUAUGUGGCCGGGGGUUAUGAUGGUUCCGGGUUCCUCAGCGGGGCCGAGGUGUACAGCUCAGUGGCAGACCAAUGGAGCCACCUGGUGGCCAUGAACACACGGCGCAGCAGAGUCUCGCUGGUGGCAAACUGUGGCAGGCUUUACUCCGUGGGUGGCUAUGACGGACAAUCCAACCUGAGCUCUGUAGAGAUGUACGACGCUGAGACCAACCGCUGGACAUUCAUGGCACCCAUGGUGUGCCACGAGGGUGGGGUGGGUGUUGGUUGUAUACCCCUUCAGCCUGCUUGACCCCUACCAUCCCCAAAAGCCCAAAGACUUUUAGAUUUUUGUAAAUUAAUUUUUAAAUCAAUUAACAAGAAAAAGGUAUAAAUGUAUGUUUCUGUAUACCGGGUACCACAGUUCAAACCAUUUGAUUUAUUUAAGUCUGGUUUAGCCAAUUUACCAUUGAAAGGUUUAUAAUGAGAACGUUCAUAGGGCAUUAGUACAUGAGUAAACACAUGUUGGGAUUCAGUUGCGUAGGUUGUAGGGAUACAGAGGCUGGGGUUUUGGGAUGGCCGGAGGUAACUGCCCUGACCAUUAGGCUCUAAGCUCCUAUUUGGGAGGAGCGACAAUAAAUUAACUUGUAGAUUAAGAGAGCGAUGAAUGAAUAGCAGGACAAGUGUGGACUUGUAUCGUAUGAUAUGUGCAUCAGAAUUUACAACCUUAAAGUGAUACUUCAUACCAGAAUCGGUCCCGAAUGUUACUGUCACUGUCAAUGUCUGCACCAUUGUACUGAGGAUUGAGUUGCACUAUCUGAUCUGGAAGCCUUGUCAUGGUUUCAUAAUAUGGUACAGGUUUCACAAUGUUGGUGAAUUUCUUUGUGUUUUGGGAAAAUAUGUAUUAUUUUGAUUGGGAUCAUUUGCUUAUGAAUAUUAUUAUAAAGUAACUGACCACCAUAACUCCUUGCCCUUUGGUUGUGGGAACUGUUUUCCCAACAAGGAUCUUAGCAAAAGGGAACUGAAGAACUGUCUUCCGGUUGAUUGCAUUACGAUGCCACAACACCAAGUUGUGUAGCAACUUGAUAACCCUUCAAAUUGUUUAAACAUAAAUGAACAACGCAUGAGGUGCGUUCAACAGAGGAAAUAGUUUGCUAACAUAUUCCAUUUGUCUUCUGUUAGCUGCGAAAGUUCGCUAACAGUGUGAGAAGGUGGUAGUGUGCUGCGAAUGUGAAAUAUCUGUUUCGAGUCUAAACUGCCACCACCUAGGCUUUCUAUUACAUGUAGUAGGAAUAGGAAAGUCAUUUUCAGUUUGAUUCUCAUUGCUAAACUGUCAUGGUAAUCCUUGCAAACAUUUAGCUUUUUAAUGUUUCACCUUAACUUUCAUUCAAAAUCGUUCAACUGAAAUUGUUACUAAGUAACGUGUUCAUCGCAAACAGAACCCUUGUUGAACGCACCACUGCUCAAAGUGCAAUUUCAUCUUUUAUUAUAAAAUAGUAUGGGAGAACUUAAGUGGCUAAAAAAAAUGACAAAGUGUGCUUUUGAAGAGUGGAGACGAUGCAUAGCGACGAUCUAGCUGCAAAUGUUAUGCUUUAUUACCCCAAAAUAUUGAAUAUGUCAAAAGCAGACUGUCCAGCACAUUUAGGGAGCAUUCCAGUAACAUUCUGAUUUUUAUAUAUAUAUGUUUUGCAUCUGCCACUGGUAACGUUGUGUGGGAGCUUGCCCUUCCCUUGGAACAACAGUGGCAAACCUAUUUUAGGAAUGAGGUAUUGUGUCAUGUAAUUGAAAAAAUGGAUUGUACAGUGAGCUGUAGUAUUGCUUUAUAGACUUGUUUGUCAGACUUUAUCUGCUGCAUUUGUCACGAUUUAAAUAACUUUCAUUUGGGAUUAAUUUACUGUGAACUUUUGACAUGUUGAUGUUUAGCUUAUUUCUGCUGAUGUUCUGGUAAUAUAUUACACACACAUUUUAUAUAUAUAUAUAUUUUUUGGCAUUAUUAUGUUGGCGGUAUUCUUACUGCUCUUCACUUGGUACUGUCCGGUCCCAGGCUACAAAUUGUAUUUAUUAGUGCAUUCUUUUGUUGUUUCUUGAUUCUUAACUUUAUGAUUAGUACUACUAUCACACAUAUGUAAGCUUGAAGGGAUAGUGAUUUUUUUUAAUGACUUCCCUAGGGUGUUCUUUCCUCCAAACUGUUUAUGAAUUCGUUAGCAGUUCAUUUAGCAACGUAUAGAAUAAUCUGACUAGCAUUUUGGGAGAAUGUAGGAUUCUAUCCGUUAGUAGGGCAUUCAAAACCAUUACAAUUGGUGCAAAUUUGAGUUGCAGACAUUUUUAAAAAAUAUAUAUAAACAGGGACAUCCCAUUGAGACCAUGGCCUCUUUAUAAGGGAGCACUGCACACAAUCAUAUGAAUUCCCAAUAUUUACAAUUGCAACGCAAUAAAAACAUACCAAAUGUACAAGUAACUUACAAAACACGAUCAUGGAAAAACAAACACAUUCCUCAGUAAAAAGGUAAAUCAACCAGUUGUCUGAACUGCUCUAGUGGCACCAAAACAUCCAACCUUAGAGAGUUCUGGAGAUCAUUCCACAAGUAAGGUGCCAAUAAACUAAAUGCAGAUCUACCUAACUUAGUGGACACCGAAGGGCUCUCCAGAGUUAGCCAUAUCUGAGACCGGGUCUGGUAGCUCGUACAUCUUUAGGUUACGAUGAAGUAAGGUACGGCAGAUGUUUGUGUAAGACAGCUUUAUAAACACAAAUAUUGCAAUGCGUUGAUCUGAGUAUUCAAAGAGGUUCCAGCUUACCUUCUGAUACAGAAAGCAGUGAUAUGUACGGAACCUGUCACCUGUAAAUAAAGCGCAGUGCGCUAUGAGUAA